Dromaius novaehollandiae (emu) is the source of this 1225-nucleotide messenger RNA. It is a transcript of the gene FBXO27, whose product is annotated as F-box protein 27. Bases 173 to 1051 code for a protein of 292 amino acids. Gene Ontology annotation, molecular function: protein binding; ubiquitin protein ligase activity. Gene Ontology annotation, biological process: SCF-dependent proteasomal ubiquitin-dependent protein catabolic process; glycoprotein catabolic process. Lineage: Eukaryota; Metazoa; Chordata; Aves; Casuariiformes; Dromaiidae. The record is from RefSeq and is a predicted model, not a curated record. Gene Ontology annotation, cellular component: cytoplasm; SCF ubiquitin ligase complex. The transcript is spliced from 8 exons.
AGGAGGGGCGCGGCCAGGCUUAAAGGAGACGCGCCCCUAGGGGGGGAGGGGGGAGGGUUGUGCUGUGCUGCUGCCGCUCUGCUGCGGCGUCACUGGCGCGGGUGCUGACGUCAUCCGGCGGAGGCGCCGGCCCCCGGCCGGUCAUGGCGUGAUGGCAGUGCAGCGGUGAGCCAUGGGGCAGUCAGCAAGCCGGGAGCGGAGCCGGGAGCGGAGCCGGGAGCCGAGCGGCGGCGGCGGCAGCGCCGGGCCCUGCCUCCUCGACCUGUCCGCGGUGCCGGACGAGGUGCUGGCGCUGAUCCUGAGCUGGGUGCCGGCGCGCGCCCUGGCCACCCGCUGCCGCCUGGUGUGCCGGCGCUGGCGGGCCGCCGUCGACGGGCCCACGGUGUGGCGGCUGCGGCUGGAGCGGGCCGGCCCCGCCGCCUGCCUCGAGGCCGCCCGCCGCGGCCCCCCGCCGCCGCCCACCGCCUGGGCCCGGCUCUGCGUGCUGCAACCGUUGGGUCGCAACCUCCUCCGCAACCCCUGUGGCACAGAGAAAUUCGCCCACUGGCAGGUCCAGAGCGGCGGUGACGGCUGGGCGAUAGAGGAGAACCGGCACCCGCUCGAGGGUGCCCCGGCCCAGACCUGCUUCGUCUCCUCCUACAACUGGUGCAGUAAAUCGCAGCUCAUCGACCUGCUGGCUGAAGGAUUCUGGGAGGAAUUGCUUGACAUCCACCAGCCCGAGAUCCACAUCUCCGACUGGUGGGGCGCCCGGGCGGACUGCGGCUGCAAGUACUCGCUGCACGUGCGGCUGCUGGCUGCCGACCGCCGCGCCGUCCUCGCCACCUUCGAGGCCCAGCCCGAGCCUGUGCCACAGUGGAACGACCAGCAGUACCGACAGGUCUCGCACGUCUUCCGCCACUACGGCCCCGGCGUCCGCUACAUCCAUUUCUGCCACCGGGGCAAGGACACGCAGUUCUGGGCCGGCCACUACGGCGCCCGCGUCACCCACUCGGCCGUGGUGCUGCGGCUGGGCCCCCCUGCGGCCCCGCUGCCGCCCUCCGCCGCCCACUAGGCCCGGUGCCAUGGCGGGGGGGCCGUCAUGUCCCGGCCCCGCCGCUUGCCGGUGCUGUCGGCCCGUAAGAUGGCGGGCAGCGCUCUGCGGAGGACCGUGGCCUCGCUCCGGGGCUGGGGCCUCGGCGUGCUGCUGCCUCGCGGCCCCGCACCCCCGGGGCUGCCCGAGCCCCCC